Messenger RNA from Punctularia strigosozonata HHB-11173 SS5, 1436 nucleotides. Its product is annotated as FAD/NAD(P)-binding domain-containing protein. The coding region runs from base 13 to 1410 and encodes 465 amino acids. The record is from RefSeq and is a predicted model, not a curated record. Gene Ontology annotation, molecular function: FAD binding. The transcript has 8 exons. Lineage: Eukaryota; Fungi; Basidiomycota; Agaricomycetes; Corticiales; Punctulariaceae. Gene Ontology annotation, biological process: secondary metabolite biosynthetic process.
GCGACGGCUGACAUGUCGGCCGGCAUCGGUUCUGCUGCUACGGGAGCGCAAGUUGCCCCUCGCUUUAGAGUAGCGAUAUGUGGGGGCGGAUUAGGAGGCUUGACGCUGGCCGCUACCCUCGCGCGGCAUUGCUCCGACAUCCAAUGCGAUGUGUAUGAAGCGUCGUCGUGGAUCAGCACCGCGGGUGCGGGGAUCGGGACCUGGCAGCGGACCUGGCGCAUCCUGGAACGUUUGGGCUUGGACCAGGGUCUUGUGGAGAAGGCGUUUUCGCCUCCUAAACCAGGAAAGCACACGGCGCUAACGCUGCGUCGCUCGGACAUUUCGGACGGAGGGUUCAACUUCUACGAUCUCGUAGCACCAUACGGGAUGACACCGCUCCAUCGCGCAGACCUCUUCGACGCCCUUUUGCGAUCUUUACCCGAGACCUAUACCGUGCACACGUCCAAGCGCCUCAGUGCGUACAUCAUGUCGGAAGGCGAAGCAGGAUCCGUCACACUGCACUUUGCGGAUGGCUCGACGGCGACUGCGGACAUCCUCGUCGGUGCGGACGGCGUCAAGUCCAAGACCCGCGCCCAGAUGUAUGCCGAUCUUGAGAACGCCGCGUGCACAGAUGAGCACCUCGGACGCUAUCAAGAUCCCAAAUGGAGCGGCAUCAUUGCGUAUCGGAGCGUGUUCCCGACUGCAGAGUUGCUGGCGAGAUUCCGGGGCCACCCCGUCGCCUUUGGGGCUGUCACGCAUUGCGGGAAGGGUAAGAGUAUCAUGGCGUACCCCAUCGCGAGCGGCAAGAUGAUCAACGUCGUCGCGUACGUGUCCGACCCGUCAAAGGAGGGGAUGCCUUUCCCGCGAAAGUGGGAGACGCCGGCGACGUCGGAGGAGGUCCUCGCGGAAUACGAAGAUUGGGAGCCACAGGCGCUCGCGAUCAUCAAGUGCAUGACACAAACCUCGGCCUGGGCGAUUCACGUCGUUGACGCUUUACCUCAUUACGUUCACGGAUCCGUCGCUUUAUUGGGAGACGCGGCAAGGCAUUCUCUGAGAUACAUGUGCGCACAUGCAAGCACUCCCUACAUUGGCUCAGGUGUUGGGCAAGCCAUGGAGGAUGCCUACAUUCUUGGCCGGCUCCUCGCUCAUCCUGCCACCAACUACGGCAACCUAGCUGAAGCGCUGAGCGUCUACGAAGACGCCCGUCUUCCCGUCGCCAACGCUGUGGUGCAGCGGGCACGUCGCGCCGGCCGAUUGUACCAGUUCGACCUCGACGAAUGGUACGAUGGGCAGCGCGGCCCGGCGGAACGUAAGCAACUGGACGCCCUGAGUGACCAGGUCUAUCGUCAGUUUGAGUGGAUAUGGGGAGACGGCCCGGACGUCGCUUGGGAAGAGGCCAAGAAUGUCUGGGAAGCGCGAUCCUGUAGAUGAUGGAUGUCGUUAUGAGCCUAUGACCU